Molecule: messenger RNA, 3174 nt
Organism: Trichobilharzia regenti
Lineage: Eukaryota; Metazoa; Platyhelminthes; Trematoda; Strigeidida; Schistosomatidae
Source: the annotation of a GenBank genome assembly
AUUAGAUAACAACUAUAUUUUAACCACAAUAAAAAUUUAAAAAAUGGGACAACGAUUUUCGCAUAGAUGGAAACCGUAUAAAUGUCGUAUUCAUCAAAAUUGUCCUGAAGUCAUUGAAAUUAUCUAUCCUGAUGAAGAUGUUGAAGAACUCGAGAGAGUUAACGUGGCUGAGCACGAAAAGACAGCAAACGUAAAUAAUUUAACCAGGAAUUCUUAUUCAGAAUAUAACGAAACUAAUAGAAUAAAUAAAUAUGAUAACUAUGAUUACAAUGAGAUUGAUAGAAUGAAAGUAAAGGAAAGACAUGACAUGGUAUCAAAAGACGGAAUCCUGAUAGAAGAUACUGCUUACAUGAACAGACAUCUUCAUAGAUCGCAUUCAUUAUACAAACAUAUAAGCUCAGCAGAUGGUGGUGAUUUUCAGUCUUCCGUGUCAAGUGUUAAGGAUCUAGCAAAACAAGGAGGAAAUCUUUCAUUGUUGAAUAUACAAUCCAGUCGUCCACUAGGCUUACCUAACCUAACAGAAUCGAUAUGGGCAAGGGAAACGAUAAGCAAUCCAGUGGCGGUGAUAAUGCCUUUGAAAAUGACCAAUGGGAUAGGUCUAUCGAUAAAUUAUUAUACACUGAAACGAAGAGAACACCUUUAACGGAUGCUAAUAUUACUGAUUUUUCAUCGGCUGGAAACUAUCUCGGAUUAACGAGUGAUUAUCUUAGCAUUAAUACAGAAGAUUAUGCCAGAAGAGAAUCUAUAAACGGUAGUACAGAUAUAUUACACAAGGAUUAUCUACAUUUGUCAUGUUAUGAUGCAAAUGAAAAGCACUCAUCUGUCACAACUUUAAGAGACCAAGGCAAUGAAUUAAGCACAAAUAUGGAGACUAUUGCAUCAUCAAGAAGAAAAUACAAGUCAAAAUCAUUUCUAUUUAUAAAUCCUAUACAGAAAAUUGAUCGUCCAUUGUCCUGUCAUCUGCAAACAUCUUCUCCGCCUACUCCACCUCCUGCUCCUCCUAUAUCCCACCCAGAUAUGAAUGACAUGAAAAUAGGAGAUGAUAAAGACUCUGAAACAUUACAAUGUUUAAGAAAAUCAAAAAGUUUUAAACAUAUAGCAGGUGAUUCAAUAAGUACAAUGUCAGUGAAUGAUGGUACACUCACGCCUAAACUUUUAAAUAAAGAAAAUCUAAUGAAAUCAGAAUUGCAAACAAUGCAUACAACAUUGAAUACCACCACCACCACAACAACAACAAAUUGUUUAAAUGAAUCAGUAAUUAAUUCAAAAGACUGGGAGAGAGAUUCAAAAUUAAAAAUAGACACUGAUAAUUUAUUUAAUAUUGAAUCAGAUAAUCUGUCAUUGUUAUCAGUACAAGAGCCUAUACUUCGUUUAACAGCUUAUUCACCGAAAUGGUUGAAUAGAUGUACAAGUAAUUUAACACUUUUACGCUUACAACCAAAUAAUACGCAAAGUUUAAAGAAUAAUCUUCAAAUUAAUCAAUUUUCUGUAGAUUAUAUUGAAAAUAAAUCACCAUAUGAAGAUAAAAUUAUCCCUGAAUGUUUAAAGUUAUUGGAGAGCAGAUAUUUGCUUAAACUGCAACAAAAAAAUUGUACCUCAGUAUCAUUAUCUCCAUUUAAAGUAUUCACCGGUGGUAAUAUUACUAACAGAAUGAAUGACACCACAAAAGUCAACAGACAUUGUAUAACCCCUGAGGGUCAAUUUGAAGAAGGAAUCAUAUCAUUAAUCAGUCAACCAUUACAUAUAUAUAAUUAUUAUUUUUGGAUACAUUAUGAACCAGCGAUUGAAAAAUUAUUUGAAAAUCCUAAUGAUCGUCGAAUAGAAUCUAUUGGACGUAGAACAGAUUGUUAUAUUCAAUUAACUAAAUAUAUCCGUAGAAAUGCUAAAGGUUUUAUUCAAAUUAUGGUCAAUAUUUUAGCGCCAACUGCAUCAGCUUUACUAAAAUGCUGUAAGCUAUUCGAUGACAAAUUUCCAACCUUCUAUGCUAGUGCUAAUCUUUUACUUGAAUAUAAUGAUUUAAUAGAUUUAACAAAUUUUCGUGUAUUUCUACCAAAUUUACGGAAGAAACUGUCAACCUUUAGUCUCUUACCUACUACUGAUUAUCUUUAUAGUAAUAUAUACAAUGAUUUUUAUGAUAAAAAUAAUUGUAAGCCAAUAUCAAAUCGACAUAAACUUUUCUAUUCAACAAAAUCCUUAAGAUUUAAACCAUUUAAACAACAACUGAGUCAUACUACUGAAAGAAUAUUAAGUAGACAUCGUCGACAAUAUUAUUAUUCUCGACAGAAGGGAAUUCCAAUGAAUUCCAAUUGUCAAGGUGAAAUGAUUAAAUUUCUACCGCUUUCUUGUACACAGAGCUUAGAUUAUUAUUUUACACAUCAACAACAACAACUACCUUUGUCUAAUAUUUAUUAGUAUUCAGAUGAGAAAAACCUGAAAGUAAAACAAUGAAAAUGAAAGAGAUUGGAAACAGACAAGCUUAAAAAGAUAUAAAGACAAAAUAACUAAAUCCAAUUGUGUCAAGAUAAUCUAUCUAUCUACUUUGUUUUGAUUUUAUCAAAUUUUGUUUUAAUGAUUCAAUAUUAACGAAAAUGGAAUGACCUUGAGCCCGAAAAUUCAAAUUAAAAAAAUGGAAGCGUGUAACUACAAAGGAAAAAUCGAUAUUAUCUGUACAGAACUGAGGAAAGGAAAGUGUACAUUCUGUAUUUGUCUUUUCCUAAUUUACACUUCAUUAAUUAUGAUUUCAUUACUUCUCUUGGUAAAGAUGAGAACUAAUGUGAGUUAUAUAGUUAAAGAUGAUUGAAAAAAAACUUUCCUGAAAAUAAUUAAUAAUUAAUGAACAAAACGAAUUUGGGUGUGUGUAUGUGUGUGCGUGUGUGGGUGUAAUUUUCCAUUGUUUUCACUUCUUUUAUUCUUCAGUCUUUUGUUGUUUACCAGUGGAUGGUUGAGACCUGAUCAGUUAUUUUGUUCACAUAUUGUUAGCUUUGUUGACAAAUGGAACUGCUCUUCACUGUAGUCUAUUUACCCAAUUGAGAAGUUUGCUGUUGAUAGACCUAUAGGUGUGUCUAUCUCAUUGUUAAGUUAUAUGUGUAUAUAUACCUUCAUGUAUACGUGUAUGUAUGCCUCAUGAACGAAAUAAGUAUUACACUGGGUGAAAACAAUAAUAACAUAUUUACC